UGCAUUGUGGGAACACUUCGGCCACAUGUACAUCUUGCGCAUGCUCUUGUGGACAGUACCUCGUUGCAAGGAGAGAGCCAGCAUAGACGCACGCCUGAUCUCAUUCUCUAGACCAGGUUCCUGAGCAAAUCAACAUGAGUACAGGAUUCACCCCUCGUGGCCGAGGAGGUUUCCGCGGAGGCUCCGGCGAUCGAGGUGGAAGAGGGAGCUUCGGUGGUGGAAGGGGGAGCUUCGGUGAUCGGGGUGGAAGAGGAAGCUUUGGCGACCGUGGACGUGGUGGCUUUAGAGGAGGAAGAGGUGGAAGUUUCAGGUCGCCAGAAGGAGGUGGAUUCAGAGGGAGGGGUGGUGGCAGAGGUGCACCGAGAGGCAGAGGUGGUGCAAGAGGAGGAUUUGGAGCAGGAAGGAAGGUUAUUGUGGAACCCCACAGGCAUGAAGGAGUGUUUAUCUGCAGAGGGAAAGAAGAUGCUCUGGUGACCAAAAACAUGGCGGUCGGAGAAUCGGUUUAUGGUGAAAAGAGGAUGAGUGUUGAGGAAGGCGAGACGAAGAUUGAGUACCGUGCAUGGAAUCCAUUCCGCUCCAAGUUGGCAGCAGCCAUCCUGGGAGGUGUGGACCAGAUUCAUAUAAAACCAGGGUCGAAGGUCAUGUACCUCGGAGCAGCCUCAGGGACUACAGUGUCCCAUGUUUCCGAUAUUGUUGGACCAGAAGGGCUGGUUUAUGCUGUAGAGUUUUCCCACCGAUCAGGCCGCGAUCUUUUAAACGUGGCAAAGAAAAGAACCAACAUUAUUCCAAUUAUUGAGGAUGCCCGUCACCCGCACAAGUACCGCAUGCUUGUUGGUAUGGUUGAUGUCAUUUUUGCUGAUGUUGCCCAGCCUGACCAAACCAGGAUUGUCGCACUGAACGCUCACAACUUCCUGAAGAAUGGGGGGCACUUUGUCAUCUCCAUCAAGGCAAACUGCAUUGACUCGACAGCAGCCCCAGAAGCAGUGUUUGCAUCCGAAGUAAAGAAGAUGGGGGCUGAGAACAUGAAGCCACAAGAACAGCUCACGCUGGAACCCUACGAGAGGGACCAUGCUGUAGUUGUAGGCAUUUACAGACCACCUCCCAAAGCAAAGAAAUGAGCCUUGGAGAGCAUUGCCAAAUGCUAAACAGACUUUGAAACCUCCAUCCGUUUCCCCAGGCAUCAUAAUGCCAGAAACCUCUUCAGUUCUUCUUCACCCUUAUCUUGUCCAUGCAAUGUGGCAUGUCGGAAAAGCGGCUAAUCCAUUGUUUUCAAGCAACCUGACAUCAACUUGUGGAGAAUAUUUUUCCUUUUGCUCACGAUUGCAUUGAUUUAAAAAGCUGGGGGAAAACGUGGAUUACAGGACAGGAUACAGUCGUAGGCUUACUUUGGCUUUUCUUUUGGUUGCAUUUUUCUCUUGUGAUUUAAUUGUAUUGUUUGAUACUGUGCCCCACAUUUAUCGUUAUUGUCAAGGAAUUCUUAAUUCUAGAGAGGUCCAUGACUUUGUAAAGUUGCAGAAAUGUUGCUCAUUCUGUUUCUGGCAUCUAGAUUAUAGCUUGUAGAAACUUUUUGACUAAAUGUCUUUUUGAAAAUAAAACCCAUUUCUGUAAUUUUGUAAACUUAAAGAAUUUUGGUUGAAACAAGAAGUCGAGGAAGUUGAAAGUAAAAAUAUAAGAUAUGCAGGCUCUUGUUUUAAUUUUUUUAAUAAAAUUCUUAAACCAC
Gadus chalcogrammus (walleye pollock) is the source of this 1720-nucleotide messenger RNA. It is a transcript of the gene fbl, whose product is annotated as fibrillarin. Gene Ontology annotation, biological process: box C/D sno(s)RNA 3'-end processing; rRNA methylation. Lineage: Eukaryota; Metazoa; Chordata; Actinopteri; Gadiformes; Gadidae. Gene Ontology annotation, cellular component: Cajal body; small-subunit processome; box C/D methylation guide snoRNP complex. Gene Ontology annotation, molecular function: RNA binding; histone H2AQ104 methyltransferase activity; rRNA methyltransferase activity. The transcript has 9 exons. The record is from RefSeq and is a predicted model, not a curated record. The coding region runs from base 135 to 1118 and encodes 327 amino acids.